AUGCAAGUUUUCCAUCCAACAACAUAUAACACUUCCCCUCCUCCGGCCACCGCCGACCAAAACCCGAUGAGCUCCGCCCGAAGCCUCGGGGACGUCGAACAAACCUGGUGCCGCGCAGUGUCGUGCGGCACCGGGUCCACCGUCCUGACCCUCCAAAUGGGCAAACCCGAGUCCAAACUCCCACUCCUCCACCAAGUCCUCAAAAAGCUCCUCCACUCCCACCCCCUCCUCCGCUCCAACCUCCACUACAACCCCUCCACAAAGUCCUUCUCCUUCCUCCCCCCCUCCCCCUCCUCCCCUCCCCUCCCCAUCAUCACCCACGACAUCCCCACCACCGCCGCCCUCCUCCGCAACUCCGACCUCCCCCCCUGCCACCUCAUCACCGAGCACGAGCUCAACCACACCCAAUGGCGCGACCCAAACUCCUUCCCAUGCCACGUCAUCCACGCCGCAUUCUACUCCCUCUCCGAAUCCCGGUCCAUCGUGGCGGUGCGCCUCCACGCCUCCGUCUGCGACCGGACCACCGCGGAGUCGAUCCUUCGAGAAAUGAUGGAGCUCGUGACGGAGGCGGAGGGGGGGCGGAAGUUCGCCGGAGCGGACAACGGCGGGGAAGGGAGAGCGGGGAUCGAGGCGAUGGUGCCACGUGGGGCGGGGAAGAAGACGUUGUGGGCCCACGGAGUGGACAUGCUUGGGUAUUCAGUGGGCUCAUUAAGGCUGAGUAAUUUGAAGUUCAAGAACACAAAGGCGGCCAGGUAUUCCGAGGUUGUACGGCUCAAAAUGGACACUCAUCAAACUGCUUUGGUUCUUGCUGGCUGCAAAUCAAGAGGAAUAAAACUUUGCGGAGCCCUAGCGGCUGCCGGGCUAAUCGCAGCACAUUCAACGUCCGGCAAGCUAACUAAGAAAUACGGCGUCGUUACCCUCAUUGACACCCGCUCUCUUCUCCAUCCAUCUCUUUCCUCUAAUCAUUUCGGAUACUACCAACUGGCAAUCCUGAACACACACACCAUAAACGGCGGGGAAGAGCUAUGGGACUUAGCCGAGAGGAGCUACUCACAAUUCGCACGUGACAAAAAGAACAAGACGCAUUUUUCGGACAUGGCGGAUUUGAGCUUCCUGAUGAGGAGGGCGAUGGAGAAUCCGAGCCUGACUGCGUCGUCGUCUCUGCGGACGUCGUUGAUAUCGGUGUUCGAGGAUCCAGUGAUCGACAACACGAGAGAGAUGAAGCGGGAGAUAGGCGUGGAGGACUACAUGGGGUGCUCCUCCACGCACGGGGUGGGGCCCUCGGUGGCCAUAUUCGACACCAUCCGCAACGGUGAGCUGGACUGCGCCUGCGUGUAUCCGGCGCCGCUGCACUCCAGGGACCAGAUGGUGCAGCUCGUUGCUCACAUGAAGAAGAUUCUUGUUGAUGGGAGUUACUGAGUUUUAUUUAUUUUACUAUCUAUCUAUCUAUCUACGUAUGUUUUGUAGUAGUAUUUGAAUCUGGAAUUAAUACUUUGUACGAUUCAUUCCCCUUGGAGAAAUCCAAGUCUUUUCUUUUCUUUCAUGAAUAGUAAUGAAGCAUUAAAUCAAGAAA
Messenger RNA from Salvia hispanica, 1573 nucleotides. RefSeq lists its product as uncharacterized. The record is from RefSeq and is a predicted model, not a curated record. Lineage: Eukaryota; Viridiplantae; Streptophyta; Magnoliopsida; Lamiales; Lamiaceae.